This is a messenger RNA of Thlaspi arvense, 1377 nucleotides long. NCBI's taxonomy places the organism in Eukaryota, Viridiplantae, Streptophyta, Magnoliopsida, Brassicales, Brassicaceae. The record is from the annotation of a GenBank genome assembly.
AUGUCUGAGAACUGCCCGGCGGCGCCUGAGCACGCGACAGCUAAGAUAGCGGUGUGGUGGGACAUGAAGGGCUGUCCGGUCCCCGAGGGUUAUGAUUCUUGUCGGGUCCGUCCGAAUAUGGAAGCGGCGUUCAAGGAACUAGGCUACUCUGGUCCUGUCUCCAUCACUGCCUAUGGCGACAUAAAACAAGCCCCUGAGCACCUCCUGCGAGGGCUCUCUUCCACCGGAGUCGCUGUUUCACAUUACAUUCCCGAAGGCAUAUGCUCACUCAUGUAUUCGGAUAUGCUGGAGUGGCGAGCACGCAACCCUCCUCCGGCUACAAUGAUGCUCAUAUCCGAUAAGAGUGGAUCUGGAAUACAUUACUUGAGCCCGAAAGCGCACUUGUUCUUCCGGACUAGUCGCGCGCGCUUGUUCUUCCGGACCAGUCGCGCGCACUUGAAACUAGUGCCAUGUUUUAUUGCAAAUCGUGCUGUCUCGAUUGCCAAAGCCUGGCGCGAGGCUGCAAACUAUUCGUAUGAAGAACUUGACCCUGUGACGAGGACGUGGGGAAAGAACUACCCGGCGAAGCCCGAAUACGCGACAGCUCAAAUAGUGGUGUGGUGGGACAUGCUAAGCUGUCCGAUUCCCGAGGGUUAUGAUGCUCGUCAGGUCCGUCCGAGCAUAGAAGCGGCGUUGAAGCAACUGGGCUACUCUGGUCCGGUCUCCAUCACUGCCUAUGGCGACCAAAGUCAAGUCCCUGAGCACCUCCUGCGAGGGCUCUCUUCCACCGGAGUCGCCCUUGCACAUACCAUCUCCGAAGUCCACGGCAGGCGCAUGCUUUCAGAUUUGAUGACGUGGCCAACUGAUAAUCCUCCUCCGGCUACAAUGAUGGUCAUAUCCGAUCAGCCUGGCUUCGCAAAUAAUCUUGCCGAUCUACAACAAGAACAAGAGACGAAAUACAACAUUGUUAUGGCAUAUUCAUAUAGGCCUUACAAAAUGCCAGUCCUGGUCACUGGUGCAGAAUGGCUCUGGGAAAGCUUACUUGCAGUUGCAGGUGCAGGUGCAGAGACGAGAAGACACGUGCUUCGCAAGUGCAGUGAAAGGGGUGAGACUACCGGAAUGUUUUCUUGCAAAGUGUGCUUUCGUGAUUGCAAAAGCCUUGGUGAUUUCACCAAGCAUCUCUCUAGCGAUAAACAUGCAGAGAGGGUAAGUUACAUUUUGGAGACUAGGCUCGAUAAUGACUUCCAUCGAGAGUACUGGCGAACUAUAGAAGUAGUCAAAAAAACUGAAAAGAUGAAACGUUUGAGGAAAGCAUUCGGGACGGGUUUUGGUCAUCUUCAUAACCAUUUACGUCGGCUUAAUGCUCGAAAAUCUCAAACCUGCAAGAAAGAGUGGUGA